AUGACCAGCGACGAUCAGUUUUUCUUUGACUACUUAGCGUCCAUACCCCAUGACGUAAGACGAUAUUCGUUACAGGUCGCCGACUCGAUCGACCGCCAGUUUGACCGGGCAGCAGUUGUGAUUCGGGAGACUCUUGCGCACCAAGGAUGGCUUCCGCAAUCAGUUCGACCAUCUGUCCGAGCGCGAGAUAUCCAUCCCGUAUCCACAGGGCUGAGUGAUCGCAUUCAGGACUGGGUGGCUCGGCACCGUGCGCUGACCUCGGCUCUUGUCGCAUUCGUUGGCACUGGGUGCGUCUUACUGUAUGGGAGUAAGAAGUUGAAUGGCAAACGGAGAAAGGCACGCAGAGCAGGAAACGGGUCGCGCAAGGAGAUUGUCGUUGUGUCCGGAUCCCCCCAUGAACCGAUGACGAGAGCGAUUGCAGCCGACCUGGAGCGCAGAGGAUAUAUCGUUUACGUGACUGUCUCGUCUGCGGACGAAGAGGCUAUUGUUCAAUCGGAACAUCGAGCAGACAUCAAAGCCUUAUGGCUGGACCUCACUACGACUGCCCCAAACUCGUCCGAUCUCCACCCCUCACUUCAUGAGCUUCGUGCUCUCAUCACACAGCCUCAAUAUCCCGUUCCCGGCGUCGCACCGCAUACCUGCCACCUCAGCGGUGUUAUCAUCGUCCCUGCGCCAAAUUAUUCAGCCGGACCAGUGGCGACAAUACCAGCGUCGUCAUGGGCCGAUACUGUCAAUACCCGAAUCCUCUCGCCAAUUCUGACCGCUCAAAUCUUCCUCCCGCUCUUGACCCUCCGCAGCAACAGCAGCUCACUCAUUUUCGCCUACCCAUCCAUCUCCUCAUCCCUUUCUGCGCCUUUCGCCGGACCAGAAGUUACAACGGUAGGAGCCAUCUCGGGCUUUGCAGCCUCUCUCCGCCAGGAACUUGCCCUUCUUGAAAAGAGCAAUGUCGACGUGGUCGAGCUUCGCCUCGGGAAUAUCGAUCUCGGAUCUGCAUAUAAAUCAGGCCAGAGUCAAGUCGCGGGUACUGAGGUCCUCGCGUGGAAUGCCCAGCAGCGAGCGCUGUAUGGUCCCCAGUACUUGAACAGCGUUGAGCAACGCCCCGUUGCAUCUGCGGGACCCGCGGCGAUUCGCGGCUCCUCGGCGCGAAUUCUUCAUCAUGCCGUGUUGGAUGCAUUGGAGCCUGCGUCCAAAAACAUCCUCGGGCGCCGUGCACACAAGAAAAGCGUUGUCUAUGUUGGUCGAGGUGCGCGGUCUUACCGUCUUAUUGGGGAUUGGGUGCCCAGCGGCCUGGUGGGCUUGAUGAUGGGCCAUCGCAGUGCAAAGUUUGCCGGACCUAUUUUCUCCCAGCAAGAGCAGUGA
Molecule: messenger RNA, 1359 nt
Organism: Penicillium oxalicum
Lineage: Eukaryota; Fungi; Ascomycota; Eurotiomycetes; Eurotiales; Aspergillaceae
Product: DUF1776 domain-containing protein
Exons: 4
Coding region: 1-1359 (452 amino acids)
Source: RefSeq, a predicted model, not a curated record